UUUUAGAAGCCGACCCUAAAUCAAGCAAUUAAAGCGCCCCCAAGCUACUUAUUAAGUCUUUUCUCUCUCUCUUGACGGUAGUAAAUAUCCCAUUAGCGCAUCGAAUAUGUUUUUCCUUUUUAGCAACAAACGCAUAUCCGUUGCUAUUUCUGAAUGGCCACUCUUUAUUUCUCUUCUUCACCUUCUUAGCCAAACCCCAACCCUAAUCCUACCUUUUCCUCUACCAAUCCCAAAUCUUUAAUUUCCAUUCCACAAUGCUUCCCCAAUCUCAAACUCAAACCCCUUCUCCGGAAUCUCCCAUAUCGCUCCUCCGAGUCUCAUUCAAACCAUACCAUUCCUGCUUCGCAGCCGCAAUCGACGCCAUCUUUCGCAUCUACAACUGCGACCCCUUCCGGGAGCUCUUCCGUCGCGACUUCGCCGGCGGAGAAACCGGCCACGUCGAGAUGCUCUUCCACAGCAACGUAAUGUGGCUCGUCGAUGGCGAACUUCAAGCUAGUGCAAACAACGAGGUUGAGAUAUGGGGAAGUACACGCUUCUAACAGGCGUUGCCCAUGUUCACUUUCGCAAACCAGGCAGGGCUUGACAUGCUGGAGACUACCUUAGUUGCUCUAAAAGACAUAAAGUUAGAGAAAAUAUUUGACGAUCAUGGAAGACUUGGAUUUCUUGUUUCAUAUGUUUUUUCUUGCUCGGUACUGCAAGCUUCUAGAGGAGAACUCGUUCUGGGGGAGGACUGCCGAUUUCUUUUACAUGCUCUUAUUUGGUGCCACUGUAUUGACUGGAAUUUUCUUCUUGGGGGGAUGAUAUAUGAUGGUUUACGUGUGGAGCAAACGAAAUCCCUUUAUUCAUAUGAGCUUCCUUGGCCUCUUUACUUUCACUGCUGCCUACCUUCCAUGGCUUUCAGGGAAGUUCAACCUUGAGGGAAAUAUUGAAUUGCAGGUUGGUGUUAGUUCUUCCGCACCAGGAAGUGGGUACUCCCUUCUCGUUGCUCAGAUGGAACCAAAAAUUAUAAGAACAGAGCUCUUAGAACUCUUAUUUAUGAAAGUUAUGGGUGAAGGAGAGGAACAUAGAGUCGUUAAAAUUGCUGACUUUGGACUUGCAAGGAUAUAUCACGCUCCUUUGAAGCCAUUAUCUGAAAAUGGGUUACAAUGAUUUUUAUGAUCUAUCAACAUAUUUGGGCUUGAGAAAGAUCAGGGUCCAACAAGAACAGUUCCUGUUGGGAGGACAACAAAAGAUGAUCUCAUUCGAGCUAAAUCAUUAUUAAAUAAUCACAUCCUGGCUCAACACAGCCCUGGUACUCAUGUUGCAAAGGUAUCUCUUAAAACAAUUCCUGGUAUGCCUUAUUAUGGAGUUAGUGGAAAUAAUAGCAUUUAUAAUCUGAGAGUUAAGAAACAUCAAUCAAGCGCUUCACAUUGGUUCAAAAUGGACAGGUGCUACUGAUAAAAUCGUUAUAGGAUGGCAUGUGAGUUUUAAUUUAUGUAAUUAUCGCAAUAUGGCUUGUUGGUUGGGGUGGAAAAACCACAACCUCUGUCCAGUCCUCCAAUGGGAUCUUGAUCCUUUCCUGAUGAGAACUAUAUACAUGCAUGCUAUUAUUUUCUAUUGUUCAGAAUUGCCCCAUUAUUUUCUAUUAAUUUUAGUAUGACUUUCAUAAAUUUUUUGACUUUUGAGCUGAAAAUGAAUGUUCAGUUAUUCUUGAACUUACUGUUAAAUUAUGGUUGCUUCCUAGCUUAUUUUAGUGAAUAAUGAUGAUAAAGAAAUUUAUUGUCUGUAGUAGAUAUGGAACCACCCUGGGAUCUUACAAUUGACAAAAGAAGACAAGGACUAUGUAAGACAUGAAGAUGCUGCUGAGAAUUUUCUUGCGGAUGAUAGCUCCAGUGACAAAAAAAUACUUUAAAGUAUUUUUUUUUUAUUUGAUUGGGCAUUUCAACGGACAUAAUUGAGAGACUAAUCUCUCCAUAAAGAG
Molecule: messenger RNA, 1960 nt
Organism: Gastrolobium bilobum
Lineage: Eukaryota; Viridiplantae; Streptophyta; Magnoliopsida; Fabales; Fabaceae
Product: derlin-2.2-like
Exons: 10
Coding region: 805-1149 (114 amino acids)
Source: RefSeq, a predicted model, not a curated record